This is a messenger RNA of Cydia fagiglandana, 467 nucleotides long. RefSeq lists its product as uncharacterized. Gene Ontology annotation, biological process: defense response. The coding region runs from base 72 to 338 and encodes 88 amino acids. NCBI's taxonomy places the organism in Eukaryota, Metazoa, Arthropoda, Insecta, Lepidoptera, Tortricidae. The transcript has 2 exons. The record is from RefSeq and is a predicted model, not a curated record.
CCAACACCAGUUCCCGAGUCGUUCCUGAACCAAUCAGUCCCGUGUCAAGUUCCUUUUAAAUUUUUAACAAAAUGAAAUUUUUAAUUUUCUUGACUUUGGCGGUGAUGGCGGCCCAGGCGAAGAUCCUCAUGUCACCCAACAGCCUUUCUGCUGCCAUGGAGAGUAAUGAAGUUGACGAUGCACCCUUGGCCCAGGCAGCCAUGUUGUCAGAGAAGCUGUACAUCCCGAUGGCGCGACUGAUGACGUGUAAUAACAGCGGCUGCCAGGCCGUCUGCCACGCCCUCGGCUACAAGUAUGGCCGGUGCGUCAGUGAUACGACGUGCGAGUGCUACAACUAGCAUACCAACGUUGGCAGCAAUGGAUCGAUGCGGUAUACGCCCAACCCGCACUCCCUAGGUCUUAUCUAAAACUCUGCCUGCUUAGUUAUGACUUUUUUUGUAAAAAGAUUUAAAUUAUAUUUUUUAUGA